UGUGUUGUGUGCUACAUCGUACAGAGCUUCACUAUGUCCACUAUGAUGAACCUUCACCCCGAGGUCUACGAGACCUACUCGGUCAGCGCAACAGAGGCGCUUGGUCUGAAAGAAGACAAGAAAAUAGCGAAAGGUGGUUCCUGCCAGGUCGUUGUAGCUACAGAUGUGAACGACCCAGCUAAGAGAAAGGCUUUGAAAAAACUCAUGUUUCUUGAGGAUGAACGCGAUUACCGCAAGAAACGUUUCUAUUUCUGCAAUGAGAUUCGGUUUCUCCAAAACGUACAACAUCCCAACAUCAUCCAAGUUGACAAAGCGCUCGCAUGUCCGGGAGAGUUUGUCAUAGCGAUGGAAUACCACCCUAUCGACCUCUAUGGCGCCAUGCCUUGUCUCACGGACGCAGAGAUCACCAAAUACUUUACUCAGGUCGUCGACGCGUUGUUCUAUCUUCACGACCGGCACAUCGUUCACGGAGACGUCAAACUUGAAAACGUGUUGAUAGACAUGCAAGGAAACGCCAAAUUAUGCGACUUCGGUAUGGCUCAGCUUAUUCCCAACAAGAGUUCUAAACUUUGGGGCGGCACUCGUGCAUACAACGGACCUGAGUACACGAGAGGUCAACCUGUGGAGGAUGUUUUUCAAUUAGAAAGCUUCUCGCUGGGAGUCUUUCUCUGUGCCUUGUCUCUCUAUGUAUACCCACUCAAAGGCUUGGACUACUUGGAGUUACUGAGAGGUGCCGAGUCAGUGCCAGACAUUCACAGAGUAUGCGCUGAACGCCUCCUUUGUCCCUCACCGGCAGAGCGAGCCUCCAUCUCGGAAAUUCAUCAACUACUCAACGAUCACAGGCAGUCAGAGAGUCGCCCCCAGCUUGACGUCAUCGACGAGUCUCCCGCCCCUGUCGUGUCUGUGCCAAAACGUCCACGGCUCAAGACAUGUCACGAAUCUAAGUCUGUGGACACAGAAGCUGUCGCCACACAGAGUGAACAAUCCAUGCAAGAAUGGACAGAGUGA
Messenger RNA from Aplysia californica (California sea hare), 1008 nucleotides. RefSeq names its product NUAK family SNF1-like kinase 2. Gene Ontology annotation, molecular function: ATP binding; protein serine/threonine kinase activity. Bases 34 to 1008 code for a protein of 324 amino acids. The record is from RefSeq and is a predicted model, not a curated record. Gene Ontology annotation, biological process: protein phosphorylation; intracellular signal transduction. NCBI's taxonomy places the organism in Eukaryota, Metazoa, Mollusca, Gastropoda, Aplysiida, Aplysiidae. The transcript is spliced from 2 exons.